Molecule: messenger RNA, 7153 nt
Organism: Gamsiella multidivaricata
Lineage: Eukaryota; Fungi; Mortierellomycota; Mortierellomycetes; Mortierellales; Mortierellaceae
Exons: 20
Coding region: 225-7055 (2276 amino acids)
Biological process (GO): nuclear-transcribed mRNA catabolic process, nonsense-mediated decay; phosphorylation
Cellular component (GO): nucleus
Molecular function (GO): protein serine/threonine kinase activity; protein binding
Source: RefSeq, a predicted model, not a curated record
CAAGGGAAGAAAUACCGACUGCGUCACCUGGGCUAGUAAUAUUUCUCUAAUCCCAGUUCAACGAUGUUGCAUCUACUUUUAAUCGAACCUGCCCUUGCCUAAACUUGAUCACCACAUAUAUUGCCACUCAGCUACCUUAACUCCCUCGCGCUCUUAAUAAGCGACAACACCGCCCUCACAAGCCAGCGUACGGCCGCCAGAUCCUCGUUUGAUCUUCCAAGCCAAUGAAGAACGUGCGUCGUCGCCCACAGCAAAAGCAUCUUGCUCAGGUGUCUUCACAUACAGCAGCACCCUCCCACCCGCGCGACCCAGACAGACUGCGGCCCAGUCAUGGAGUCAAAACGACAUACGACUUUGAAUCGACACAGGUCAUGUUGGAGGACAUUCAACAUAUUCUCGACAAUGCAAAGGACUGCAAGGAAAUUUCACCCGCACUAGAUCAGCUUGUUGUUCUAUCAGGACAACAUCCUAACGCAUGGAAACCGCAUUUCAAAUCGAUUCUAGACUUGUUGGUGGGAUGGCACACAGAUCGGGGGACGAACGAGACUGUAAGGCGGCACAUUGCAGAUGCUCUCUCAUCUUUUUCAGCACAAUGGCGCGAAGUGGCAGGGUUUGGCCAGGAUCUUCUGGAGUACUUCAUCAAGGAUAUUGACACAGUUAUCAUGGACUCGACUCCAAGCGAUCUAUUGUCGUCAAUUGAUAUCAUACGCUUGCUGCUUAGCUCAUUUGAUAUUAUUGCCAAGGCUCUAAUUGCACACGCUUCGCAAGAACUGGAUCGAAUAGUACAUAUUCAACAGCGCGCUGUGAGCACGCUUACCAGCAUCAGAAAGCUGUCCAGCUCAUUGGACGCGGCAGGGAAUGAAAUUAUCCUCGCGCUGAGCCUUGCCGAGCCGUCGACAUUCUAUAAUCAACAACCGGUGGCUAUACAUUACCUCGCCUCCCAGUUCGAGAAUACACAGAUCGAUAAUGCAACGUGGACACAGAAGAUAACUAUCCUGAGAAAGAUUCUAGCAGCUUGGAAACCUAGAAUGCACCCUAAUGUUACGCUAGAGGCAGUGCAUCCAAAGGGCGAUUUGAUGCGUCUGCGCUGGCUUCUGCCGAUGAAAUCUACUUGCGCUCAGGAUUUACUCGAUAUUAUUCUCUUAUGCGUCCCUGGACCGGCGGUGGGCGCUUCCUUGGCGUCUCAUGAGUAUGCAGACACACCUUUGCAAACUUGGAGCAGCGUCAUGUAUGAGGUCGAUGCCAUCUUGCAAUCCUUGGCUUUGGGUAACUGCUUGUCGGAAACAGAGAGUCUGGGCUCCGUCAUAGAGGCCGCGGAAGCCGCCCGCAAGAAUGAACUGGAAAAUUCAAGGCUUAUAGGCACAAAAUACCACGGAACUCAGCGAGCGGAUUGCCGCCGUACUGGGGCAUCGACCAACACGUCGAUCUCAAAUAUGACGUUCGAUAUUCUGCUGCUCGUGGAGAUGGCCAAGUUAUGGCCAAGUGAAGCUGAUUUGAUCUUCAUACGCUUGCUGGGAACGUUGGAUAUUGUACCCGAAUCCCGCCUGGCAAUAGUUAUUCAAGCGCUUAGAGAGAUUUCUGCCAGUCAGGAGCAUUUUAUACCUGACUGGCUCAAUGUCGCUCCAGCGACCUCAAUUGACACGAACAGUCUGGAUGUCACUACUGCGGGGAUCUCGCUCAAGGCUGUCCAGACCCUUGUAGCCCACUGGAAGCUUUUUCCGCUGUCUAUAAAGCUAUGUAUAGUUAUUUGGGGCUCGGGUAUCUUGCAAGCCAUGCGACCUUACCGGGAUGCAUCAUCUGCUUCGAGAUCGUGGGUCAUUCUGAAGAGGGCUAUAUCAUCCAACCUCCAUCAGUUGAUAACAAUCGCAGGUGCCGACGAGGAUGAGCUGGUGCGCGGCUCAAUAGCGAUUAUCUUUGAGAGCUUUAUUGGUACUUUCGGCUCCUUCAGCCUCGGGCCCCAGUUCCUGGCUACCAUGACAGACAGGUCGCUUGAUAUUUCGCCCAUUGCAGGCGCAGUAUGGAAGAGGGUCGCCUUUCAGGCGAAUCCAUUUUCGUUUGCGUUCCAGUGCUAUGACAUUCCGGAGACAGACAUCAUCAGGGCAUUGAAGACCUUGGUCCUGAGGAGUCCCAACUCUGGAGUAUUUAGAUACCCACAUUUCUCCACCGUGUUUUCCGCAUUAGCGGCUGCCGAGGAGAACUUGGAACUCAUAGAUGUCGCUGAUAAUGAGAGCACUGGAUUCCCGCAAGAUGGAGACAUGUUACAGCGGCUCUUUCAUUCAUGCCAAGGACAAGACAUUCUCGCCAAAGUCAAUUCGGAGUAUGGAACAGAAACAAUUGCUACGGAACAAUUGGAGAUAUUCCAGCACUCGUUCAACCUCUUGAGGUAUUGGUCGCUGUGGGAAACCGCGAGAUACUGCGUGCUUUCGAGGCUGCGAACUCCAUUCGGAGGUCCGCAACAGACGCUGGACGCUCUGGAAAAACAACUCAACGCUCUCAUGCAGUCUGACCAGAAGUAUAUGGGAGACGCUUCAGGCAUAAUUGUUGCUGCGAGAAGCAGACAGAACAAAUUGCGUGAUUUCCUUUCGUUGUUGGAUCGAAUAGAGCUGCAGUUCUACAAUGCACAACAAGGAACAGCGCUUGGUGUGAUCCCUCUGGCACCGAAACCCAGUAUUAUGUUCGUCAGAUCCAACAAGAAAAUGUUGGAUGACUGGUUAUCACGCAUAAGGAGUCGUGUUGUUGCAGGAGCUAGAGCGAUUGGCGAACAUGAAAUUAUCAUUCGAAAUGGAUACAUGCUGCUGGUAGAACAAUUUAAUUCGCUUUGUCGAGGGGCUGUGAAUGACAUUCUGCCAUGGCUUGAUGAAUUCGAGCGCGUGUUGGUUUAUCUUGUCGAGGCACUGGUCGCAACGAAUAGUUCGGAUGCCAUCUCAGGGCUAUACGUAUGGUGUCGACGGGCCAUCAAAGAUAUGACUAGGCAGUCGAACUCCAGCAGAUCUAAAACUUCACGUUCGGAGCGUUCUACCCAAUAUCCAAGAUACAGAAAUGCUUGCCUUAACGAUGGCCAGGCCCUCGCUCUCUCACAAGUAUCGCUGGAUUGGAUCAACGUUGCUGUUCUGCAUGCUCAGAACCGGUACGAGCAAUCUGCAAAGGAAGCCAUGUCUUUGAUGGGAUCUUUUGCCGACAAUGAGAGCGCACCUGCAAAUUUUCUUUGCCAGGGGAUAUCAAAUAGCCUGAGCGAUCUUUACAGUUACCAACAACUGCAGAAAUUUAUGGACUCCAUUUCCAUCGAGACAUUCGCAAAGCAGACAAUGCUGUGGAGCGAUGAUACGCUAACCCUGAGUUUGAAGGAGUAUUGCAGCAAUGAAGGAACUAAGGCAUGGAAAUAUCUAGAGGGGUUUUAUGGAACGUUUGGUAAGGAACGGACAACGCCGGACAUGUUUGCGUUUGAUCGAAGUGGACUGGUGGGGCGGAACUAUCUCUUUGCGACCAAGGUGCAUCAGCAAUCCGGACUGCAGCCAAUAGAGCUGGAUCGUAUUCGGCAGCAAGCACUGCAUAUCCUAGAGCCAUCAGCAGAGUUUCUGAUGUACAAUGGGCUGGAGCACGCUAGCGCGACCUUGCUUGAUGCCAUGAUGCUCAAAACUGCGACGUCUGCGACUCCUCUGGCGCUCAAGGAGUUCAUGGACCAGCUGGCUCUAGUUCCGGACGAGCUGAGAAUGAAUAUGUUUCACAAGGAUCUUCGGUACUGGGUACGCCUGGAUGCUCUGGUUAACUUGGCCAAGAGGCAAGUGCUAGAUGAGGAUUCGUUGGUUCGUAAGCAAUCGAAUGAGUUCAAAUUCUUGCUAUCCAAGAUCGCCCGUCGGUCUGAAUGCCACGACUUCGCCAGCAGCAUCACUCGGACCUGGGAAGGAGCGCUCUCACCAGAGAUUCAAUUUGAAGAGGCAAAAGCUGCAGUGGCUAAGCACGACUAUUCAGCAGCGCUCAGCGCUUCAAACCGAAUCUUGGGCAGAAUCCAGUCUUCUACGCAGACGGCAGGGGGCGACCAGACGAUGGCUGUGUUUCAGAGCAAGAUCUAUCUCAAGAUGGCGAAAUGGUCACGCUCAACAAAACCCCAACUUUCAGAGGGCAACAUCAUGGCGUUUGAGGAUAUCUUGAGCCUGGAGCACGAGACAACGCAUUCCGUGCAGGCAAGGGUUGAAUCCAUCACAGCCACCUGUCUGCAGAAGGCUAUCGAAGUUGGAACCAACUACAGGAAAUCUUGGUUCGCAUAUGGCACACACCACUACAAACAAGGGUGGGGUAUCUUGGAUGAGCUUGGGUCGUUUCGGUUCCAUCAUCCAGUGGCCAUGGUCGCGAAUGACACACUUAAAAGCAUUUUGGAAAGAUCUGGGGUGGAAAAAUUAGAGGAGCACUCCAAGGACAUUUUCUGUGUCUUUGUCAAGCACUGUGCUUCAGGCCAGCCUUUCGACGAACCAACGGUGUAUGAGAGCAUCCGCGUUCAUUUAUUGAAGAUCGAUGAGAUAGCAGCGUCAGAGAACGCAAUGGUCGAGAUUGUUAAAUUGUUCCAGACGCUACUUCAGCAGAUCCUUGAGGCGUAUCGUCUUGCGAUCCACGGCUACUUUCGGUUCCUUCAGUUUGCAGCGUUGGAGUUCGAGUGCCAUAAGCCAAAGACAAAGACCACGUCCGGGGAGGAGGAGGCAGAGAUUGAAUUAUCACAUUUAGCCGUGUCAGACGAAAUUACGGCGACACUGCGAUUAUUACGACUCCUUGCCAAACAUGGUGGACAGCUCUACGACGCAUUCCAUGAGAACCUGGUUGGCAUCAAUGUCAGUCCAUGGGCCAACAUCAUCCCUCAGCUAUUUGCCCGCCUCGACCACCCCGAGAAACCGGUCCAGACUUUGAUCGCGGAUCUUUUGUGCAAGAUUGGAGAACAGUAUCCACAGCUCAUCGUCUUCCAUUGUGUCGUCGGCGCCAAUUCGGCUCACAACAGUGCCUGUCAGCGACGACUAUUGUGCUCCAUCGGUGACUUCUUGAAUAAGUCGCAUCCGGAACUGGUCUUGCAAGUCCAACACUUGAUUCGGGAGUUGGAGAGAAUCACAGUCCUGUGGGAGGAAGUCUGGUACAAAAAGAUGAUGGCUGGCCUACCGGAGCUGAAGAAUACGCUACAGGAGCUGACAGAGCAGUAUCAGGGACUGGAUGCGAUUUCAGGGUUGAGCGUAGAAGAUAAGGAUGCGGUUAUGUCGGACAAUUACCAGCAGUCUGUGAUCCCUCUGCUAGCAACAUUUGAGAGCCUGCAGGACUCGAACGCAACCCCGGAAUCGAACCAUGAGCGCUGGUUUAUCUCGAUGUUCAGGAGCAGAAUACAAGAGGCGUUGGAGUGCUUGCGAUCACCUAAGGCUUGGAGCAACCUCUUUGAAGGCUUGGGCAUGCUCAAGGAGAUCUACAUAGACCUCGGAAAGGAGCUCUCUGGAACCAGAGUCCUGCAACUGUCUAAUCUGAGCCCGGAGCUGGCCUCCAUCCAGUCGUCGCUCAUCGAUAUCCCAAGUCCUAGCCAUGAGUCUGGAGUCACCAUCCAGUCCUUUGAGCAACAAGUGGUCGUCAUCCCGACAAAGACCAAGCCCAAGAAGUUGACUCUCGUCGGAUCAGAUGGCAAGCGCUACACCUAUCUGUUCAAGGGUCUUGAGGAUCUUCAUUUGGACGAGCGUGUGAUGCAGCUUCUUCGCAUCACAAAUGGAAUGCUGCAGCGGGACAAAGAAUCGAACUCGAGGCAACUGAGCGCGCGUCAUUAUGCAGUGGUGCCUCUCAGCGACAACUCGGGCAUGAUUCAAUGGGUGGAGAAUACUGUCUCGAUCUUCACCAUUAUCGCCAAGUGGCAACAUCGGGAGCUAAUGUGGGCACGAUGGAUGAACGAUGACACUCCGGCAGGAACCCAUCAGGCACCUCAGCGUGCUACAGAGAUUUACCAUGAAAAGGCGGCUGCUGCGCUAAAGAGGGCUGGUCAGCCGUCCAAUCUCCCCAGGCGACAAUGGCCAAAGUCGAUGCUACUGGAUCUGUAUCAUGAGAUGGCAAACGAGACACCUGCGGACUUGCUGGAGCGCGAGAUCUGGACCUCAAGCCCUACUGCGGAGGAAUGGUGGCGGAAAUCGGUCCGUUUCGCAAGAUCGACCGCUGUGAUGUCCAUGAUCGGCUACGUGAUUGGAUUGGGGGACCGGCACUUGGACAAUAUCUUGAUCGACUUCACGACUGGCGAUUUAGUUCACAUCGACUACAAUGUUUGCUUUGAAAAAGGCAAGCGGCUGCGAAUCCCGGAGAUUGUCCCCUUCCGACUGAGUCGAAACAUGUUGACGAGUCUGGGAGUGACAGGAGUCGAGGGCAACUUUAGGAUUGGCUGCGAGCAGACCAUGAAGGUGAUGCGGAAAAAUAAGGAGAUCUUGGUUACGUUGCUGGAGGCAUUUGUCUACGAUCCGUUGGUUGACUGGCAAAUAGAGGCAACAGCUCCGCAAGGCGGUGCCGGCGGUGCUGGAGUUGACGUAGGACAAGGACACCCGCGCGAGGGCCAUCAUGGACUUGCCGCUGAAAGCGAGAGCGAGAGCAGCAAUAUAUCUGGAGUCAAUCAGCAGGAUUCGAGGUCGUCCUUUGAUAAUAGCAUCUCGACACGUUCACGUAGUAGUCGACGCCGCAUGUCGAAUGAAAGUCUUGCGUCGAUAAGCAGCAUAAGCAUCAAGUCUACAGCAACAGUCGACUCUUCGUCGAAGCGGUGGAGCACCACAGGAGGGGACCAGGCAGAGCUGACACCGUCAUUGGCCGCAAUGAAUCUUGCGAAUGGAACAAGUGUCAACCAGGCGCAACAACAACAGCAUCAAGGCCAACAAAUACAACCGCACCAGCGAAACGCAUAUGCAGUGCAUAUCUUGCGACGCGUUCGGCACAAGCUGGAAGGUCGUGACUUUGAGGCGGUGAAGAAGUGCAAGGUGACGGAGCAAGUCGACCGUGUUAUCCAGGAGGCAACCAGUGUCGAUAACCUUGCGAACAUGUAUGAAGGGUGGACGCCCUGGCUUUGAGAGAACGGCACUUUUAUUACUACCUAUCAGUCUACCACCUCUUGUAUUUGUAUUAUUGUUAUUACUAUUAUCUUUAUAACGACAGAAAUAAAACAAGC